Messenger RNA from Corapipo altera (White-ruffed manakin), 2201 nucleotides. It is a transcript of the gene SLC61A1, whose product is annotated as major facilitator superfamily domain containing 5. The record is from RefSeq and is a predicted model, not a curated record. Gene Ontology annotation, molecular function: molybdate ion transmembrane transporter activity. Gene Ontology annotation, biological process: molybdate ion transport. Lineage: Eukaryota; Metazoa; Chordata; Aves; Passeriformes; Pipridae. Gene Ontology annotation, cellular component: membrane.
CCCUCCCCACGAUGCUCCUGCUGCCCCUCAGUGCCCUCCUGCUCCUCCUGCUGCUGCUGCUGCUCCUGGAGUUCCCUCCCCGGAGCCCCCCCAGCUCCAACCCGGCAUUCCAGGAAUUCCAGCAGCGCUUCCACCUGGGAUUCCUGCCUGCCUUGGCAGCUGAUUGGCUGCAGGGGCCUCACCUGUUCCAGGUGUUCCGCAGUCGGGGCUUCCUGCAGACGCAGAUCGCCGCCCUCUACUCAUUGGGAUUCGCCUCCAACUUGGUGUUUGGGCUCUUCUCACACUCUUUUGUGGACCGGCUCGGCAGGAGAAGGUCCUGUGUGCUGUUCUCGGUGCUCUGCUCCCUGUCCUGCCUCCUGCAGCUCUCCCGGGAUUUCCCAGCACUGGCGGCGGGGCGGCUUUUGGGGGGCGUCGGCACCUCCCUGCUCUUCACCUCCUUCGAGUCCUGGUACGUCCAUGAGCACCUGGAGCGCCACGAUUUCCCCCGGGAGUGGAUCCCAGACACCUUCUCCCGUGUGGCCCUUUGGAACGGGGUCCUGGCUGUGGCUGCGGGGGCUGUGGCUGAGCUGCUGGUGCUGGGGGGGGGCCCCGUGACCCCCUUUGUGGCAGCUGUGCCCUUCCUGGCCUUUUCUGGGAUUUUUGCCGUGAAAAACUGGGAUGAGAAUUAUGGAAAACACCGCUCCUGCCCCAAGGCGUGUGGGGAGGGGCUGCGGGGGCUGCGGGACCCCCCUGGGGCACUGCUGGGGGUGGUGCAGGCACUGGUGGAGGGCGUCAUCCUCAUCUUCAUCUUUCUCUGGACACCCGUGCUGGAGCCGCUGGGGAUCCCACUGGGAAUCGCCUUCUCAGGAUUUAUGGCAGCAAGUGCUGUGGGAUCAUCCCUGUUCCGCAGGGGGUCGUGGGGGGGGCUCCGGCUGCAGCCCCUGCACCUCCUGCUGGGGUCCGUCGUGCUCCUGGGAGUCUCUCUCCUCCUCCUUGCCCUCCCCGUGCCCCCACCCGGCGCCUUCCUGGUGUUCCUGCUGCUGGAAUUCUCCUGUGGGAUUUACUUCCCAGCCAUGGGGUUCCUGCGGCGCCGGCUGGAGCAGGGGGGAGCCGCAGGGGGGUCGCGGUGGCUGCGGGUGCCCCUGGGGCUGGGGGUGGCCCUGGCACUGCCGGCGCUGCCCCCCGGGGAGGGGGGGGCACGGGGCGUGUUCGGGGGGGCGGCGCUGGCGGCGCUGGUGGCGCUGGCGGCAGCCGGGGGGGUCCUGGCAGUGGCCCGAGGGGACCCGCGCCUGAGGGUGGGGGGGGAGGAAGGGGAGGGCGGGGUGGACACUGGGAUGUGAUGGGGACAGGGACACGGGGACAGGAUGACUGGGAUGUGACAGGGACACCAGAAUGUGACAGGGACAUGGGGACAGGGACACUGGGAUGGGGACAGUGACAUCAGGAUGAGGACAGGGACACAACAGGCUGGACAUGGGGAUGGGACAGGGACAGCGACACCAGGAGGGGGACAGUGAGCUGGACACUGGGAUGUGAUGGGACACCAGGAUGGGGACACUGGGAUGUGACAGUGACAGGGACAGGAGGACUAUGACACCAGGCUGGACACCUGGAUAUGACAUGGUCACAGUGUCAUUUUGAUGGGGAAACUGGGCUGUGACUGGGACAGUGACAUGGGGACAGCAGGACAGGGACAUCAGGCUGUGACAGGGUCACAGUGUCAGCCCCACACGGGGCUGUGACUGGGACAGUGACACGGGGGCAGCCCGACAGGGACACUGUCACAGUGUGACCCCCACUGAGACAGGGUCACUGGGACAGCACUGUGGGCACACUGAGCAGUGAGAGGAUCAUGAGAUCAGUGUCAUCCCCACAACGGCCUGUGGGUGACAGGGACACCAGGACACCCCAGUGGUGACACUGAGCUGUGACAGGGUCACAGUGUCACCCCCACAACAGCCCGUGGGUGACAGUGAUACCAGGAGAUUUGAUGGGGACACUGAGCUGUGACAGGGCCACCCCCACAACAAGCUACAGGUGACAACAACACCAGGACAUUCGAUGGGGACACUGAGCUGUGAUGGGGUCACAGUGUCAACCCCCAACCCAAAGGACCAUGGGGACACUGGGGUGAGUGUCCCCCGCACCCUGGAAUGGCCUCGUGGUGUGUACGAGGAAGGUCUGUUGAUGAAUGAAUAAAUUAUUUUUUAAUAAUCACCCCC